CUAUUUGUUAGGCAGUCUGGCAGCACUGGCUGGAAAUGGGCUGGUGUCACAAGAUUUAGUUUUGAAAACAAACACAACAAACGAGAUAGAAGACAGAUAGCAAUGUCCUGGGUAUCGGAUUAUCAAUAUACGUGGCUCCAACGUAUAGCUUUCCAAACACUCAAGCUAAGCGGCCAUGUGCCUUACCACAUUGCCUUUGUUAUGGACGGCAAUCGACGCUUCGCCCGUUCCAAGCAGCUAGAUAAGAUUGAGGGGCAUUCGCGUGGCUUCUCAAAACUGGCUGACGUGUUGCGUUGGUGCCUGGACAUGGGCAUACGUGAGGUUACCACAUUUGCCUUUAGUAUUGAGAACUUUAAGCGUUCCAGCGAGGAGGUCAACGGUCUCUUCAACCUGGCCCGUGAAAAGUUUACCAAAUUGUUGGCGGAGUGCAAUCGCCUGGACGAGCACGGUAUACGCAUUCGUGUAAUUGGCCACAUAGAGCUGCUGCCAGAGGAUCUGCAACGACUUAUUGCCACGGCCAUGUUGCGCACAGAAAACAACAAUAAAUUGUUUUUAAAUGUUGCUUUCGCCUACACGUCGCGUGAUGAAAUCACACAAGCUGUGGAGUCAGUGCUAAGUCAAAGCGACAAGGACACGGAUACACUGCAGCCUACAGAUAUCAAUGAGCGUUUGCUAGAUGCCUGCCUUUAUACACGACAUUCCCCUCCGCCGGAUCUGGUAUUUCGCACCUCAGGCGAGACACGCCUAAGCGAUUUCUUGAUGUGGCAGUUAAGCACAUCGGUGUUGUACUUUACGCAUGUCCUGUGGCCACAAAUAACAAUUUGGAACUUUUUGGCCAGCAUACUUGCCUAUCAACGUGAUCGCUGCCACCUACAGGAUUAUAGAAAUAGGAGCCGGCUGGAAAGUAAGGAAUUGGCAAAGGCUGGCGAGUUUUAUAGUGGGCGCGUGCAAAACUUUUUGGAAAAGUUGGACAACAGCCGGCGUCAAUUGCUUAUAAGAAUGGCUUCCAAUUAGUUAAAUGGGUUGUGAUACAAAAAAAAAAUCAAAAACUUAAUGUAAAUAAAUGUUU
This is a messenger RNA of Drosophila busckii, 1069 nucleotides long. It is a transcript of the gene Dhdds, whose product is annotated as dehydrodolichyl diphosphate synthase complex subunit DHDDS. Gene Ontology annotation, molecular function: ditrans,polycis-polyprenyl diphosphate synthase [(2E,6E)-farnesyl diphosphate specific] activity. The transcript has 2 exons. The record is from RefSeq and is a predicted model, not a curated record. Gene Ontology annotation, biological process: polyprenol biosynthetic process. Lineage: Eukaryota; Metazoa; Arthropoda; Insecta; Diptera; Drosophilidae. Gene Ontology annotation, cellular component: endoplasmic reticulum; dehydrodolichyl diphosphate synthase complex. Bases 103 to 1014 code for a protein of 303 amino acids.